Arabis nemorensis is the source of this 1674-nucleotide messenger RNA. Lineage: Eukaryota; Viridiplantae; Streptophyta; Magnoliopsida; Brassicales; Brassicaceae. The record is from the annotation of a GenBank genome assembly.
AUGACCCGUACCGAAACAAACCGGAGCCGGAGCUCCAAUUCCAAUUCCGAGAAUUCCGGCGACGGUAACGGCGGAGGAGGUGAAAGAACCAACGCGAUGAGGGUUAUCGUUCCGUUACAAGGCGUUGUUCAAGGUCGUGGUGGUUUAGUCUUGGGCUCUGUAAUUCCUUGUGCUUUCUUCUACUUUCUCCAGUUUUACCUAAAACGUAAUCGGAAAAACGAUUCCGAUUCCGGUGACCAAAACUCCGCUUCGUCUUCAACGAAUUCGGAUUCUAAUUCCGGUUUGCCAGAUCGGACCCGGUCACAAUCCGCUGGUCAUCUCACGGAGCUUACUGGCUUACCUCGCUCUCUCUCUCGGAUUCUCCUCUCGCCGAGAAACUCCGUCUCGGUUUCGUCUCGAGCUAAUUGCGUAAUCAAAGGUGGAGAUUCGCCGUACUAUUUGGGUCAAAAACGGGUCAAGGAAGAUCCGUAUGAUGAGUCGGGUAACCCGGACGGAGUUAUCGAACUUGGUCUAGCUCAGAACAAUCAUAAGUUGAGCUUUGAGGAUGAUUUGGUUUCGGAGAAUCCAAAGGAAGAAGCAAUUUCAGAUGGAUUGAGUAUUAGUGGCAUUGCUUCUUAUGAGCCUUGUGAUGGACUUAUGGAACUGAAAAUGGCUGUGGCAGGAUUCAUGUCUGAAGCAACCAAAAACUCGGUUUCUUUCGAUCCAUCACAGUUGGUGUUAACCUCGGGUGCAGCGUCCGCGAUUGAGAUUCUUUCCUUCUGCUUAGCUGAUUCCGGAAACGCCUUUCUUGUUCCAACUCCGUGUUCCCCCGGAUAUGAUAGGGAUGUUAAAUGGCGAACAGGAGUGGAAAUUAUACACGUUCCUUGUAGAAGCGCGGAUAAUUUCAAUAUCUCCAUGGUCGUGCUUGAUCGAGCGUUCUAUCAAGCCAAGAAGCGUGGUGUUAGAAUCCGUGGCAUCAUAAUCUCUAACCCUUCAAAUCCCAUGGGAAGUUUAUUGAGCAGAGAGAAUCUCUAUGCUAUUUUGGACUUUGCCCGCGAGAGGAACAUUCAUAUAAUCUCAAACGAAAUCUUUGCUGGGUCAGUCCACGAAGAAGAAGGAGAGUUUGUUAGCAUGGCUGAAAUAGUUGACACAGAAGAGAAUAUCGACAGAGAAAGAGUUCAUAUCGUGUAUGACCUCUCGAAAGACUUAUCUUUCCCAGGACUUAGAUCCGCUGCUAUCUACUCAUCCAACGAGAGUGUUUUGUCCGCUUCAAGAAAGCUCACAACGCUCUCACCUGUCUCAUCUCCAACCCAACAUUUGCUCAUCUCCGCAAUCUCCAAUCCAAAGUUUGUUCAGAGAUUUGUGAAAACCAACAGGCAGAGAUUGCAGGGGGUCUACACAGAACUCGUGAAAGGAUUGAAAGAAUUAGGUAUCGAGUGCACGAGAAGCAAUGGAGGGUUCUUCUGUUGGGCAGAUAUGCAUGGAUUGAUUUCGGCUUACAGCGAAAAAGGCGAGAUUGAACUGUGGAACAAGCUCUUGAACAUUGGCAAGAUCAAUGUAAUACCAGGAUCUUGUUGUCAUUGUAUCGAACCAGGAUGGUUCCGGUUCUGUUUCAGUAAUUUGUCUGAGAGAGAUGUGCCUGUAGUACUGAACCGCAUUAGGAAAGUUUGUGAAACUUGUAAAUCUCAUAAUUGA